AAAAAAAAAAAAAAACAAUUCUGUCGUCGCAUAAAAAUUACGCUGCAUUUUCCCCUAAUCUUUUGCCUCCACUCAAAUAAUCGACUUUCGUUCUUUCCGUUCAUCUUGUCACCGUCAGCCGCGGAACCGUUGUAAUCCAAGCUAGCAAUUACCAAUCUGUGCUCUUGCAAAGAGAAUGGAAUUAGCGGAUCGAGCAGUUGGGUUUCUAUUAUCUAUUACCAGUCUAUCAAUAUUCACGUAUUAUACGUUUUGGGUCAUCAUCCUGCCAUUUGUGGACAGUGAUAACUUCAUCCACAACUAUUUUCUACCCCAGGAAUAUGCCAUACUGAUCCCUGUGUGUGCCGGUGUGGCGCUCCUUUGCCUCCUCUGUAUUUUUAUUGGGCUCGUGCUGCUCAAAUCCAAGAAGAAGAAGGCUUGAAGCUUGAUGCUACUUUAUCAUCUCUGCAUAAAACAUGCCUUGGGUAUAGCAUUGCUUGUUUUCUUCCAUGUAUUUUUGCUUCGAAUUUAAGUUUUGAGAUGAGAAUUUGUGUUUAGGCCAUCAUAAUUUGUUAAAGAUUGUUGCAUUUGAGGACAACUUUAUUUGAUUUUUCUGUCUAAUAUACAACUGCUACAGAGAA
Gossypium arboreum is the source of this 617-nucleotide messenger RNA. RefSeq names its product dolichol-phosphate mannose synthase subunit 2. The record is from RefSeq and is a predicted model, not a curated record. The transcript has 3 exons. The coding region runs from base 176 to 418 and encodes 80 amino acids. Gene Ontology annotation, cellular component: endoplasmic reticulum membrane; dolichol-phosphate-mannose synthase complex. Lineage: Eukaryota; Viridiplantae; Streptophyta; Magnoliopsida; Malvales; Malvaceae. Gene Ontology annotation, molecular function: enzyme regulator activity. Gene Ontology annotation, biological process: GPI anchor biosynthetic process.